Messenger RNA from Babesia microti strain RI, 705 nucleotides. RefSeq names its product splicing factor U2AF 35 kDa subunit. The coding region runs from base 1 to 705 and encodes 234 amino acids. The transcript has 4 exons. Gene Ontology annotation, cellular component: U2AF complex; spliceosomal complex. Lineage: Eukaryota; Apicomplexa; Aconoidasida; Piroplasmida; Babesiidae. The record is from RefSeq and is a predicted model, not a curated record. Gene Ontology annotation, biological process: mRNA splicing, via spliceosome. Gene Ontology annotation, molecular function: pre-mRNA 3'-splice site binding; metal ion binding.
AUGGCUGAGCACUUGGCCCGUAUUAUUGGCACAGAGGAAGAUAGAGUGAAUUGUCCGUUUUUCUGGAAAAUCGGAGCCUGCAGGCACGGUGAACAAUGUAGUAGAUCUCACUACCGCCCAUCUUCGGCACAGACGAUUGUAAUUAAGCAUAUGUACCAGAAUCCACCAAUUGCAAUUGCAAUAUCUGAGGGGCAGAUGGUGUCUGAUGAGGUUUAUGAUCAGGCUGCCGACCAUUUUGAGGAGUUUUUCGAAGAAGUGUUUCUGGAACUAUGUAAAUACGGAGAGGUUGAAGACAUGAUUGUUUGCGAUAACAUUGGCGACCACAUCAUAGGGAAUGUGUAUGUCAAGUAUUCCGACGAAAUGAGUGCAGCAAACGCUAUAAGCACACUUUCAGGGAGGUUUUAUGGAGGGAAACAGAUUAUGGUGGAAUACACGCCUGUUACAGAUUUUAGGGAAGCCCGAUGUAGGCAAUUUGUGGAUGGGCAAUGUAAACGUGGCGGCUACUGUAAUUUUAUGCACGUAAAGCACGUGCCACGAUCUUUGCGUAGGAAGUUGAUGAAUAAAAUGUAUACAGACUAUCCUCACUACAAGAAAUCAAGAUCUCCUAGACGAAGGCGUUCUCGUAGCUCAUCUCCACCCAAGAGGCAAUCUAGUCAGGAAAGAAGGGCUAUGAUUGAACAGUGGAAUAGGGAGAGGGAAAAAUAA